CGGAUCGAUGCCGGGGUGGAUGUAGUUUUUUCGGACAGUAUUCCAAAGCGGGGGGUGAACGAACGUUACGUAAGGCGGUCGAUAGCGGGCGACAUGCGCGGGCCGCCCCGCCGCGCCGGCAGACACCACCGCGCGCGCCGACACCACGCUCGUGCCGCGUUUUCUUUUACCGCGUUUUUCGUUUCCCUUUCGUUCUUUCCGUUUGUUUUCCGCCAUGUCGAAGGGCGACAGCGAGCAGCAGAACGGCUCCGGCGAGGAGUCCAAGACCAAUCUGAUCAUCAACUACCUGCCCCAGAGCAUGACCCAGGAAGAGAUCCGCAGCCUCUUCUCGAGCAUCGGUGAAGUGGAAUCUUGCAAGUUGAUCCGGAACAAGGGCGCGGCCUUCCCCGACGCGCUCAAUCACGCUCUGCACGGCGGCGGACAGAGCCUCGGCUACGCCUUUGUCAACUAUCACCGGCCCGAGGAUGCGGAGAAGGCUAUUGCGACCCUCAACGGCCUGCGUCUCCAGAACAAAACAAUCAAAGUGUCGUACGCGCGCCCCAGCAGCGAGGCCAUCAAAGGUGCCAAUUUAUACGUAUCCGGUCUUCCCAAGACCAUGACUCAGAGCGAGCUCGAGCGCCUGUUCAGUCCGUACGGGCGCAUCAUCACGUCGCGUAUACUAUGCGAGAACUCGGGCGGGCGGCCCUUCACCGGCGGCGAACAAGGUUUGUCCAAGGGCGUCGGCUUCAUCCGCUUCGACCAGCGCGUGGAAGCGGAGCGAGCCAUACAAGAGUUGAACGGCACCAUACCGAAAGGAGCCAGCGAGCCUAUAACAGUGAAGUUCGCGAAUAACCCGAGCAACAACGGGAAGGCGCUAGCUCCGUUGGCGGCGUACCUACCAGCCGCGCUGCGGUUCCCCGCGCCGCUGGGCCGGUUCAGUUCAGGCAAGUCGCUUCUCGCUAUAAACAAAGGAUUACAGCGCUACAGCCCUCUCGCCGGCGAGUUACUCGGAGGGGUCCUGCCCGGCGCCGUGGGCUCGGAGUGGUGCAUCUUCGUCUACAACUUAGCUCCCGAGACGGAAGAGAACGUGCUGUGGCAGCUGUUCGGGCCCUUCGGCGCGGUGCAGAGCGUGAAAGUGAUCCGCGACCUGCAGACGAACAAGUGCAAGGGAUACGGGUUCAUCACGAUGACCAACUACGACGAGGCUGUGGUCGCCAUCCAGUCCCUGAACGGGUACACGCUCGGUAACAGAGUGCUGCAAGUCAGCUUCAAGACCAACAAGAUAAAGACGAUCUAAGAUCGCAGGGGGAUCGGCCUAGCCGGGCGCUAGGACGGCACGCCAGGCUCGCAACCAUACAUGCUAGAAGUUCCGCACCGGGAACAACUCCGCGCUCGACUACUCUCCUACAGAAGCGACGAAACACGAAAUGGCGGCGCGCAUGUUACCACAAGAUGGCGGCGCUUCGGGUGCCGAGCCGGCCUCGCAUCGAACCGAACACGCUGGUAAUAUAGUCAAUAACAAAAUAAUGAUAUUAAACUUCGCUUAUGAACGGUUGUGGUUAUCGAGAAAAUAGUUAACGAAUAUAAUAAUUAUUUAGCAAUAAUAGCCUGAAAUGCUAUAUUACGCUCCAAUUUUGUACGCGAUCAUAUCUGUUUAAGUAUAACUGUGCGAUUGUGGUGGGGGCCGCCUUAGGACCGAUUGCCAAAUGUAUCCGCUCACAGAGACCAGGUCCGCUACUGGCCACUCGCUCCCCAGGCGCUUAAUCGAAGUCAAAUAGUAUUAUAUUGUUAAAGAUUGGAUGAGAUGAAAAAAAUAUAUUAUUAUCUAUACAUAUAUUUUAAUCAAUAUAUUAAAAUUAAGGAUGAAACUAAUCAAAAACUGUGAUAGGUUUUGAUAAAAUUUUAAAAGGAGAUCUUUGAACGGUAUUGCGGUCACGGCGACGGCGGGUCACACCCGGGCGGCGGGCGGGGUUAGAUUUACACAUUUUUGAGAGAAAUUUUGAGGAAAAACCGUCGGAAACGCUUAUAGGGCGCUGCCGUAAGUAAACUCGUAAGUUUCAUAGGAUUUGAGAGUCGAACCGAGCAAAAGUGGG
Molecule: messenger RNA, 2072 nt
Organism: Bombyx mandarina (wild silkworm)
Lineage: Eukaryota; Metazoa; Arthropoda; Insecta; Lepidoptera; Bombycidae
Product: found in neurons
Cellular component (GO): ribonucleoprotein complex
Molecular function (GO): RNA binding
Source: RefSeq, a predicted model, not a curated record